AUGGAGACUACUUGUGUUAUUCAAAAACCCCAAAAGAAAAAGCAGAAACUGAAUGAAGAAGACAUUGAUGAGAACCGCAAAAGCUUAGGAAACUUACCUGAGGAGAUUCUUCGACACAUCCUUUCUUUUCUUCCAACAACUGAUGCUGUUAGGACAAGCCUACUUUCUAAAAGGUGGGAGUACCUAUGGGAUUCAAUUCCCAAUCUACAUUUUAGUGACCGUCCAAUCUCGCGUCGUAAGAGAAAGGGCAAGAGGAGCACGCUUUUUAUGAAUUUUGUGGACAGGGUGCUAUGUCUUCGUGAUUCCUCUGAUAUAAAACGAUUCACUCUCCGGUGUGAUGAGCUACAUGAUGCAUCUCGUGUUCAUACGUGGAUAUCUGCUGCAAUAAAGCAUAAUGUUAAAGAGUUGUAUAUUGGUCUUCAUAACUUCAAAGGAGAAUUUUCACUGCCUUGUUGCUUGUUUACCUGUAAGGCACUCACAAGCUUGCACCUUUGUAUUCCCUGCAUCCUCAAGCUUCCCUCUGCAGUUUGUUUCUCCAAACUCCAGAUCUUGACUAUCAAUAAGGUUACAUUUUCGGAUGAGUACUUGACCCAGCAGUUUUUCUCUGGUCUACCAGUCCUUGAGAAGUUGGAAUUAAACGAUUGCUGCUGGGAGAGUCUCAAGGUUGUGCGUAUUUCUGCUCCCAACCUUCAUUUUCUGCGCAUUCAUGAAUUUGUGAAUCGAAAUUCGAGAUAUAGGGAAGGUUGUCAGGUUAUGAUUUUUGGAGGUUGUCUCAAAAAAUUUCAUUACAGUGGUCUUCUGUUCAACGAAUAUUGCUUAUAUGAGUCGAUCAAACUGGAAAAGGCAGUGAUUUCUACUCGAGCUUAUAAUCCAUCACAGCAAAUAACCUAUUGCAUGUAUAACCUUCUUAAAGGGCUCUCCAACGUUGAACUCCUAAGACUUUCCUAUGAUGAGGUGAAGGUUUUGAUACAUGGAGCAGAACUCCUACCUCAUUUGCCAAUGUUCAAUAACUUGAAGAAUUUGUCGUUCAAUGGAUCGUCCGUAGAUCUUGACGGUGAAGCACUGCUGAAUAUAUUACAAAGAACUCCUUGUCUUGAGAAUUUGGAAUUUUUUAUGGGGAUCAGUCUGUCGUCGGAUUCUGAAGAAGCUGAUAGGAUAUUGUAUCCAGUGCCUUCAUGUUUUUCGUCUCAUCUCAAGUGGAUUAAAGUCAAUUGUUAUGGAGUAGAGAAUAUGCUUUCUGCCAUAAAAAUUUUGCUCAACAAGGCAGUUGUCUUGGAAGAAAUAAUUAUAUCUUCUUUAAAGCAUCGUGGAGGGAACAUAGAUAAGCGAAUGAAGGCUUGUAAACAAUUAAAGGAGCUUCCUAGAGUGUCACAAAAUUGUAAAAUUGUUUUGAAAUGGUCUUACUAUCCUGCCGGUAAAGAAUGUGAAUUCGUUUUGUAA
This is a messenger RNA of Corylus avellana, 1440 nucleotides long. RefSeq names its product F-box/LRR-repeat protein At4g14103. Lineage: Eukaryota; Viridiplantae; Streptophyta; Magnoliopsida; Fagales; Betulaceae. Gene Ontology annotation, molecular function: protein binding. The record is from RefSeq and is a predicted model, not a curated record.